AUGUCCCACAACAUUGCAAAUACAAGUACUUCUACGAGUGCUCUUACGGCUAGUCUCCCGACAGUUGAGCAAAUGAAGGCAUGGAGUCGAGAUGACAUUAAAACGUUUUUACAAGGGAACAGAACUAGAUUAAAUCUUGAAGACGAAGACAUCAAUAAAAUAUAUACUCAGAGGGUUAAGGGCGAUACUUUCCUUGCACUAAGAUAUGAAAUGCUUGUAAAUCCACCUUUGAGCAUUCCAGUCGGACCAGCUGUAAAAUUAAUAAAAUUCAAGGAGACAAAAUCUACAACAAAAGCGGCAACAAGAAAAAGUCCUAAAAUGCCGGUUCUGGCAUGGGAUGAUUUUCUUAAUAAUGCCUUUUAUGCAUCAACAGCUCUUGACACAGGAAAUCGUAUAUUUAGCAAGCCUAAUGUCACUGGGGCUUUAUCUGUCGAAGAUUCUGUUGUUGACAUGUUCUUGAAAACGAUGGAAGAUACCAACAAUCAGAGAUUAAUUCUUUUGCCAACGCCAGAACGUUGGAGUAAGCGUUAUGUAUGUCGGGCUGUCAAAGGCCAACCAGAUGCUAUACGCUGUGGUGCUGGUAACAUACAGCUUUUGAAUGACUCGGAUGCCUCUCUGAUACUUUCAGCAGUUGAAGUUAAACCUGAACAGUUGAUGAAGACUUUGGUAGCUGAUGGAACCGAAUUGUUUAAUGCAUAUAACACAGCAUUGACAACAGAAAAUGAUGGAACAACCGCAAUCGUUAGGCAACUUUUUGGAUAUAUGGUCGUUAAUGACCUCAAAUAUGGCCUUCUUACAACAUAUAUUCGAACAUGGUUUUUUUAUCGUCAGGAUGAAGACCCUGACAAUCCUUACAUUUCUCCGACAGUUCAUAUCAAUCAAAGUCACACAAGUGAUAGUGCAUCGUUCCUUGAAUACAAUGAUGAAUAUCGGCCAUCAAGUUCUAAGAGGAGUGUUUUGAGGAGGACUUUUGGAAGAAUCACUCGCAGCCAAUCAAAAAAAGGAAAAAACAAACUAAAUGAUAAUGAAUUUCUCAAUAGUAUGAAAAAUUAUAAACGUAGCCAAUUCUCAUUUGGCGAUGUGUUGGGAAAUGGUCGUUCUGGAGUUAUUUUUAUGACCAAGCUUCACGAACAAGUAGGCGCUCUUAAAAUGGUCGAUCUAUAUAAAAAAGAGUAUUUGUUACAGGAAAUCCUAAAUGAACUUAAAAUGUACCUUGGACCUCUCAAGGGAAUUCAAGGCAUCUACAUACCAAAGCUUCUUAAAUAUGGGGUUCUCCACGAGGCAUUUGUAUUUAUACUUACAUCGUUUGCCGGAGAGUCUUUUGCAAAUAAUAGAAGUAUCACAGAAAAAGAAAAGCAGUUGGCCAUUAAUGGUUUAAUGGAAAUACACGCAAAAGGAGUGAAACAUGGUGAUAUUAGAUUAGAAAAUAUAAUGAUGAAAAGGAAUGAGUUAACGGGUCAUUCUUAUGUGUGGUGGAUUGAUUUUGCGUGGAGCAAAAUGAUAAAUAAUACAGAAGAUCUGGACGCGGAAUUAUCCGAAUUGAAACACUUGCUUGGCAUGUGUUAA
This is a messenger RNA of Funneliformis mosseae, 1566 nucleotides long. Lineage: Eukaryota; Fungi; Glomeromycota; Glomeromycetes; Glomerales; Glomeraceae. The record is from the annotation of a GenBank genome assembly.